Messenger RNA from Polyodon spathula (Mississippi paddlefish), 663 nucleotides. It is a transcript of the gene tmem14ca, whose product is annotated as transmembrane protein 14Ca. The record is from RefSeq and is a predicted model, not a curated record. The coding region runs from base 113 to 436 and encodes 107 amino acids. NCBI's taxonomy places the organism in Eukaryota, Metazoa, Chordata, Actinopteri, Acipenseriformes, Polyodontidae. Gene Ontology annotation, biological process: regulation of heme biosynthetic process. Gene Ontology annotation, cellular component: mitochondrial membrane. The transcript has 5 exons.
UUAGUUGUUCUUUUUUUUCUAGUUGCCAUUUGUGCCUCCAGUCUUCCUGCACAGGGACAGAGAGAGGUCUUGACUUUACAAUACGCAGCUUUGGCACUGUAAGGUUACCAAUAUGUCUGUAGAGUGGAUUGGGUUUGGCUAUGCAGCUCUGGUUGCAUCAGGAGGCAUUAUUGGUUAUGUGAAAGCAGGCAGUGUACCCUCCUUAGCUGCUGGCCUUCUGUUUGGCAGUUUAGCUGGUCUGGGUGCCUAUCAGAUGUCUCAAGAUCCAAAGAAUGUGUGGAUGUCUUUAGUUGCAUCAGGGACCUUAACUGGAGUCAUGGGAAUGAGAUUUUUUAACACUGGAAAAUUUAUGCCAGCUGGUCUCAUUGCAGGUGCAAGUGUGCUGAUGCUGGGGAGAAUCGGAAUGAAGAUGCUUCAAAAGCCCCAUCAGCCGUAAUUUAAUAUCAUAGUUUGCCUUUAGUAUAUUUUUCUGGUGUUUCCGGUACAGAUUUCAGUACAAAAUCGUGUAUUGGGUCUUUCCAAAAUUCUGUUUGCCUAACAGUAGGUUAAAUGAGUGUCUUUUCAAUGUAAUAGGGGGUGUAUAUGAAUGUAUGUACUGUAACCACUGAUCAGGCUGUGGUGAAACUGAAUUUUGUUUAAAAUAAAAAAAAAAAUAAAAGUUCA